Messenger RNA from Didymodactylos carnosus, 325 nucleotides. The record is from the annotation of a GenBank genome assembly. Lineage: Eukaryota; Metazoa; Rotifera; Eurotatoria; Philodinida; Philodinidae.
AUGACAACAACAGCACAAUUGCCAUAUUCGAAUAUGACUAUGGCACCUAUUCAUGUCAUAAUUAAUACCGAUCCACUUCAACAAAUGAAAGAUUUUGUUAAACCGUUCAAUGGCAAUCCAAAUGAUGAUGUUACUAAAUGGAUCGAAAGUAUUGUUCAUUAUUUUGACAUUGCACAAAUAUCGGGUGAUAAAGAAACAUUAUUUUUCCAAUAUGCUCCAGCAUUUUUGAAAGAAUAUGCGUAUAAGUGGUGGGCAGAUCAAAAGCAUUACAUAUUUAGUUGGUCAAUAUUCAAGCAGGCAUUGAUAACACAAUUUGCUGAAAAGA